AUGGGUUCUGUAAAAUCUAAAGCCAUUCAGCCAACUACUUUAGAUUUAACUGAAUAUCUGAAAGAACAGGAAAGAAAUGUCAAGUCAACAAAAGAAAAACAGAAUUCAUCACAUUCGCCUGUUAACGAAUUUCUUUUAAAUACCUCACUCCAUGGAGUGAGUCACAUAGCAAGGUCAAGUUCAUGGUGCCACCGUUUGGUGUGGUCAAUGGUUGUGUCUGUGUGCCUAGUUGGAUUCAUCGUCCAGGUGUUCAUGGUGAUCGAAAAUACAGUAACAAGUCCAAGGAUGUACACUUUCGUCACUGAACAGGAAAAUAUUCUCAUCACCCCUGACAAAAACUUGCCCCUUUAUCCAGCGGUCACACUUUGUAGUCACUCACCCUUCAAAAGACUAGCAAAGUCAAGCACAGCCGAAUCUCUGAAGUUUUUAGGACUUACUCUGGGUUAUCCGUUUGUUGACCUGAAUAUCAAGGAAUGGGUGGAGCUCUACGAAGCGUUAAUUAAUUCAACAGAAACAGAAAAUGUUGAUUUAGUAAAACGCUGGAGCCGUACUUCCUUGGAUUUAUCAGCUAAAUCUGACAAUUCAGGCUACAUUAAAGAUAAGAUCAUUCAAUACAGCCUCAGGUGUGAAGAGUUUUUUCUUCAGUGCAACUUUGCCAACGACAUGGCUGACUGCUGUGUCCAUUUUGAAACGGUCAUUACAACGUCAGGUGUUUGUUUCACCUUCGCUCCUAACAAAACAUGGCAGAAUAUGAUGAUUCGGUCCAACGUUUUCUCCGUGGACUUUAGACUCCCAGGAAAUUCAGUCCAUCUAACUGAAGAAGAAGGGGUUGCCAUAUCUCUUCAUGAUCCAAGAGAGUUUCCUUCAAAUUCCAUCAUAAAGAAUAGCGUCGGGAUUUGGCCUGGGAUGAUCGUGAACCUCGGGCUUCAUCUGAUCCAGAAUGACUUCACUUCGAAGCUGUCUAAACUUCCAGGCGACAUCUUUACCCGCUGCUAAACAACCAGUCCUCCCAAUUCUCAACAGACCUCACACCAAAUCAAACUGUGAAGUGGAAGUAGCUAUCCAUCUGAUCCGAACGUUCUGUAACUGUACUCUAGUGCUUGCCCCUUCCCUUGACAACAGCAGUAAUUAUUUCCGCUACUGUUCACCUGAGGAUUUUCUUGGAUGCAUUAUCCC
Messenger RNA from Limulus polyphemus (Atlantic horseshoe crab), 1176 nucleotides. RefSeq lists its product as uncharacterized. The transcript has 6 exons. The record is from RefSeq and is a predicted model, not a curated record. Gene Ontology annotation, molecular function: ligand-gated sodium channel activity. Gene Ontology annotation, biological process: sodium ion transmembrane transport. Lineage: Eukaryota; Metazoa; Arthropoda; Merostomata; Xiphosura; Limulidae. Gene Ontology annotation, cellular component: membrane. The coding region runs from base 1 to 996 and encodes 331 amino acids.